UAGAUAUUUUGCUAUUUUUUUUUAUUAUUAAAGUUGAUUGUCUGAUAGUAAAUGCUGCAAAGAUGAUGUGUGAAGUGAUGCCCACGAUCUCGGAGGACGGUAGAGGGGGAGCGGGCGGCCAGUCUUCCCCAGCGGGAGGAGGGUCAGGCGGGCUGGGUGGAGGAGGAGGGCUGGGUGGGACGGGCGGGUACGGCAGCCGGGACCCGCGUGGUGGAGGUGGAGGAGGAGGAGGGGGAGGAGGAGAAGAGGGAAGCAGCACGGGGAACCUGGAGUCUCUGAUGGUCAACAUGCUGACGGAGAGAGAGCGCCUCCUGGAGAGUCUAAGGGACACGCAGGAGAGCCUGUCCACAGCCCACCUCAGGCUACGGGAGCUGGGCCACGAAAAGGAGAGUCUGCAGAGGCAACUGUCCAUCGCUCUGCCCCAGGAGUUUGCAGUUCUGACCAAAGAGUUGAACCUGUGUCGAGAGCAGCUUCUGGAAAGAGAGGAGGAGAUCGCCGAGCUCAAGGCGGAGCGCAAUAAUACACGGCUUCUCUUAGAACACUUGGAGUGCCUGGUCUCUCGCCAUGAGCGCAGUCUGAGGAUGACGGUGGUAAAGAGACAGGCCCAGAGUCCAGCCGGGGUGUCCAGCGAGGUGGAGGUGCUGAAGGCACUCAAGUCCCUGUUCGAGCACCACAAAGCUCUGGAUGAGAAGGUGCGUGAGAGACUGCGGGUGGCGCUAGAGAGGGUGGCCUCGCUGGAGGAGGAGCUGCAGUCUUCAUCUCAGGAGGUGGUGACUCUUCGGGAGCAGAUCAAACGCAGACAGCAGGGUCUGGACAAUGGGAAAGAGCGCCUCCCAAAUGGCCCCUCCUCCCUCCUGGACGAUGGAGAGAUGGAGCGACAGAGAGAGGGAGAGAUAGAGAGGCAGAGGUCAGAGCUCGGGCAGCUGAAGGAGCGACUGGCCCUCAUGUGUCGACAGGUGGGAGAGAUCGAGGAGCAGCUGACAUCGGCGCGCAGAGAACUGGCUCGAUCUGAAGAAGCCAACCAGAAACUGCAACGAGACGUCAAAGAGGCGUUGUGUCAGAGGGAGGACAUGGAGGAGCGUAUCACCACUCUGGAGCGCAGGUACCUGGCCGCCCAGCGGGAGGCGACAUCUCUCCACGACAUCAAAGACAAGCUGGAGAACGAGCUGGCUAGCAAGGACUCCCUCUACAGACAGAGCGAGGAGAAGAACCGUCAGCUGCAGGAGCGACUGGACGAUGCCAAACAGAAGCUUCAGCAAACACUCCAGAGAGCAGAGACUCUGCCCGAGGUGGAGGCACAGCUCGCUCAGAGGGUGGCAGCACUGAGCAAGGCGGAGGAGAGACACGGGAACUUUGAGGAGCGCCUGCGUCAGAUGGAGGCUCAACUGGAGGAGAAGAACCAGGAGCUUCAGAGGGCCCGGCAAAGGGAGAGAAUGAACGAUGAACAUAACAAACGUCUGAGUGACACGGUGGAUAAACUCCUCUCAGAGUCAAACGAGCGUCUGCAGCUGCACCUGAAGGAGAGGAUGGCCGCCCUGGAGGAGAAGAACGCUCUGUCUGAGGAACUGUCCAACAUGAAGAAGCUACAGGACGACCUGUUAGCCAAUAAGGAUCAGCUGAUCGCGGAGCUGGAGCGAAUCCAGCUCGAACUGGACCAACUCAGAGCGCGGCCCGGAGGAAACUACUCCAGUCGCUCCCUCCCCGGUAGCGCUCUGGAGCUGAGGUACUCUCACGGAGGAGGCUCUCUUCCCUCUGGUUCUCAUCUGGACAUGUUUGGACACGCCACGGUCGGGCCGGUUGUGCGCCGCAGUCACCGGGCCAGAUGGAGCUCAGCGCGCGAUGACGCCACCAAGUACCCAGACUGGGACAGCGCCUUGCUGGUCUCAGGCUUUGAUCGCGGGGUGGAGGUGGGCUGUUCCGAUGAGGAAGAGGAUGGAGACGGGCUCUUUGGCUCUGAGCUUCUGUCGCCGAGUGGACAGACAGACGUCCAGACACUCGCUAUAAUGCUGCAAGAACAACUGGAAGCUAUUAACAAGGAGAUCAAACUGAUCCAGGAGGAGAAGGAGAACACGGAGCUCCGUGCAGAGGAGAUCCAGAGCAGGGUGAGCGUGUCUCUGGACAGUCCCCCUCUCGGGCCCUCGUCACUGGGCAGAGACGCGGCCGGGCGGGCCUACAUGUCGUCCUCCAUCACCUCCUCCACCCUGGCAUCGCCCUCUCCACCCAGCUCAGGGCACUCCACGCCGCGGCUGCCCCACUCACCUGCGCGUGAGUCGGACAGACAGAAGGAGGAUGAUCGCUCUCUGGCCCUGCUUGACUCCACUCCUCCUCCCACUCCUCGAGCUCUGCGCUUGGACCGAAUGACCCUCACUCACCCUGGGGCCCUGCUGGAUGACCCCCGGGACUUCCGCAGUCUCUCGGCCGAUGGCAGUGGCACUAACAGCAGUCAGGACUCUCUGCACAAGAAAAAGAAGAGCAUCAAGUCCUCCAUCGGGCGACUGUUUGGAAAGAAAGAGAAAGGACGACUCGGGCAACCGGGGCGAGACGGGCCUGCCUCUUUAGCCUCCACGCCCUCUGAGGACCUGGGCCCUGGAGACUCCAUGACUCUGAGUAAAACUGGGACUUUAGGGCCGGCCGAUAAAGACCGACGCAACAAGAAGAAACAUGAGCUGCUGGAGGAGGCGUGUCGUCAGGGCCUGCCCUUCGCCUCAUGGGACGGGCCCACCGUGGUGUCGUGGCUCGAGCUGUGGGUGGGCAUGCCGGCCUGGUACGUGGCAGCGUGCCGCUCAAACGUAAAGAGCGGCGCGAUCAUGGCGAACCUGUCAGACACAGAGAUUCAGAGGGAGAUUGGCAUCAGUAACCCACUUCACCGACUUAAACUGCGGCUCGCCAUUCAAGAGAUGGUGUCCCUGACCAGCCCCUCUGCCCCAGCCAGCACCGGCUCUUCGACCAGUAACGUUUGGAUGACCCACGCGGAGAUGGAGUCGUUGAACGCGGCCACCAAGCCCCCCGAGCUUAAGGAGUUCAGCUGGGACCAGAUCCUUGCGUACGGGGACAUGAACCACGAGUGGGUGGGAAACGAGUGGCUCCCGAGUCUUGGUCUGCCUCAGUACAGGUCCUACUUCAUGGAGUCUCUAGUGGACGCCCGAAUGUUGGACCAUCUGACCAAGAAGGAGCUCAGGGGCCAGCUCAAGAUGGUCGACAGCUUCCACAGGGUCAGCAUGCAUUACGGCAUCAUGUGCCUGAAGCGCCUAAACUACGACAGAAAAGAGCUGGAGCGAAGGAGGGAGGAGAGCGCCACUGUCAACAACGAUGUGAUGGUUUGGUCCAACGAGCGCGUGAUGCUGUGGGUCACCUCCAUCGGAUUAAAAGAGUACGCCGACAACCUGCGAGAGAGUGGAGUUCACGGCGCGCUGCUUGCUCUGGACGAUACGUUUGACUACACCGACCUGGCCCUGCUGCUACAGAUCCCCAACCAGAACACACAGGCUCGCCAGGUUCUGGAGCAGGAGUAUAACUCUCUCAUCUCUAUGGGAACAGAGAGGCGGCCCGAUGAGGAUGGGGCAAAAACCUUCACACGCUCUCCGUCCUGGAGGAAGAUGUUCAGGGAGAAGGACCUUCGUGGUGUCACGUCUGAUUCAGCCGAGACGCUGCCGGCGAACUUCAGAGCCUCUGCCUUGGCCACGCCCCUUGCCACGCCCUCAGUGACCCUGAGGAAGGUCAGCGACGCAACCUCUGGAUCUCGUGUGGAGGCAGCGUCUGUGAGGACCUACUCCUGCUGAGGGCACUAGGACCCUCUUACUCGUCCACGGAUCAAAACGAAAAGCAAUGACCAUUCUGCAAUAACAGGACAGACCACAGGGGGCAGCACUGAGGAGACCACCACCGGGACCAACCGGGACUGUUCGAGGAGUGAUUUA
Molecule: messenger RNA, 3917 nt
Organism: Periophthalmus magnuspinnatus
Lineage: Eukaryota; Metazoa; Chordata; Actinopteri; Gobiiformes; Gobiidae
Gene: ppfia3
Product: PTPRF interacting protein alpha 3
Exons: 30
Coding region: 63-3779 (1238 amino acids)
Biological process (GO): synapse organization
Cellular component (GO): presynaptic active zone
Molecular function (GO): protein binding
Source: RefSeq, a predicted model, not a curated record